Molecule: messenger RNA, 897 nt
Organism: Lachancea fermentati
Lineage: Eukaryota; Fungi; Ascomycota; Saccharomycetes; Saccharomycetales; Saccharomycetaceae
Source: the annotation of a GenBank genome assembly
AUGUGCAUCUUAAUGGCUACUACUGCUCAUCCCAAGUAUUCCUUGAUCCUGAUAUCAAAUAGAGACGAAUUUUAUGAGAGGAAAACGCAUCUCAGCUGUCUAAAUCACGAUGAUUUUAUCCUUUCUCCCUUUGAUAUGUCUUCCAAUUCAAAGGGGGAACAAAGCCACGGAACGUGGUGUGGCGUUAACAAAGAGGGAAAGGUCGGAGUCAUACUAAACUUGAGGCUAUCAGAUUCCACCAAGACAGCUACAUCUAAAACACCAUUCUCCCGCGGUGCAAUCCCCAUUGAAUAUCUUCAGGAUAAAGGGAGCGAUUUCCAAGACUGGAAUUCCUACAAAAAGUUUAAUAAGCAUUAUCCUUAUCUGUCCGAGACUGGCUCUUUCAAUUUCUUUUACGGGGAUAGCAGAGUAGGAGCAUACAAAGUGAUCGAUUCAUUGGGCAAUGACUACUCUGUAUUAACAGAUACUAACCCCUACAUGGUGAUUUCAAACGACUUAGUGAAUAGUUCUGAGAAGUGGGGCAAGGUAAAGCUUGCAGAGGAUUUGCUUCACAAGAUGGUACUGAGUUCUUUGGACGAUGAAGAAGAUAUUAUUCUCGAGAAGUGCUUCGCUCUUGCAUCCAAUUCAGUACAGGACCAACCUGCCACAAAACAAGAAGCAAUUACAAGUGCAUGUAUUUAUGUUCCACCUCUUCUGGUGCCCGAGAACAAAGAUCUAGGAGCUUCUUUACCAUGUGGAAAAUAUUAUGGUACUCGUUCGCAGAUUGUCACCCUGGUGAGCGAAGAUAAAAAGUUGAUCACUUUUGUUGAGCAUGUUGUGCACGAUUCCGAUGCCGAGGCAAUGAUAUUUACUCCCGAGAAGCCAAAAAGCAUAGUGAAAUUCCAUAUAAAGUUAUGA